AAAAUUCCUAUAUUUUACAAGUUUACUUUAAAUAAUGUUUUACCACAUUUCUCUGGAACACGAAAUACUUUUGCAUCCAAGAUAUUUUGGACCUAACCUUCUGGAAACAGUAAAACAAAAGCUCUUUACGGAAGUUGAAGGAACAUGCACAGGAAAACAUGGGUUUGUGAUUGCUGUCACUACCAUUGACAAUAUUGGAGAUGGUUUAAUACAACCAGGAAGAGGAUUUGUUUUGUAUCCAAUAAAAUACAAAGCAAUUGUUUUUCGGCCGUUUAAAGGAGAAGUUGUUGAUGCUGUUGUUACUCAAGUAAAUAAAGUUGGACUCUUUACAGAAAUCGGCCCCAUGUCAUGUUUUAUAUCCAGACACUCCAUACCUGCUGAUAUGAAAUUUGACCCUGAAUCUCAUCCACCGUGUUAUAAAACAGAUGAUGAAGAUGUGGUUAUUCAACAAGAUGAUGAAAUAAGACUUAAAAUUGUUGGAACACGGGUUGAUGCAAAUGAUAUUUUUGCCAUUGGUUCCCUAAUGGAUGAUUAUUUGGGAUUGAUCAGUUAGAUUAAGCUGUUAUAUACAGAAUAUCUCACAAAGCUGCCAAUUUAGUUCUUACGGUAUAACCACUCAAAUAUUUAGUCCUUGCUGGUAAAAACUACUAGUAUUCUGUGACAUUAACUGAUCUUAUAUCAUCAUUUCACUAUAAAAAACACCAUAAAAUUUUGAAAUCUAAAAUGAUCACGAAAAAUACAUGAAUUUUAUUUAAACAAUGUUUUAUUAU
Molecule: messenger RNA, 770 nt
Organism: Ciona intestinalis (vase tunicate)
Lineage: Eukaryota; Metazoa; Chordata; Ascidiacea; Phlebobranchia; Cionidae
Product: DNA-directed RNA polymerase II subunit RPB7
Biological process (GO): nuclear-transcribed mRNA catabolic process; positive regulation of translational initiation; positive regulation of nuclear-transcribed mRNA poly(A) tail shortening
Cellular component (GO): P-body; RNA polymerase II, core complex
Molecular function (GO): single-stranded DNA binding; translation initiation factor binding; single-stranded RNA binding
Source: RefSeq, a predicted model, not a curated record